CUCAUCUUCUCCGCCGAAAGGUUGAAGCUCUCCAGUGGCGAUUCCAAUGGCGAUUUUGGAUUGAAGAAUUGGAGAUUUGUUCUUACUCUACGAUUCCCUCGGUGGCUCUUCUUCCUCUUCUACCAUCAAUUUCAUCACCAUCUCACGUUUCUAAACACUAGGUAUGUCUCAAGAGUUACCAAAACGUCUUUUUAAGCCGGGUGAGGAGCCUCAAGUCAGUCAGAUCAAUAUAUAACAACUGCAGGAUGGUAAGGUAUCUCAAAAGGUUAGAGGAAUGGAUGCCAAAUGAGUUGAAAGAAGUGAAGAAAGAUCGGGUUUUUGCUCCGAUUUUUAAGUUGUUCGAGAAUGGCUUGGGUUACUCGGCGAGAGUGAUACACAGUUUCUUGUGUAGGGAGCUGGUGACUUACAAAAUGCAUGAGCUCUGGUUUGUCUUUGCGAGGAGACCACUCCGGUUUUCAUUGAUGGAGUUCCACGCAGUUACCGGGCUUCAGUGCGAUGCUAGUCUCUCCCUUAAGGAGCCGGUUGACUGGGAAGAUGAUGGUGGUUUCUGGAGCUUAGUGAUUAAGACAAAUAAGAGAAUUUCUAUGUUGGAGCUAUGGAAGAAACACAGGAAAGCUGUUAAGAAGUGGAGUAAUGCUGAUCGAAUUAGGCUGUUGUAUCUUUGCAUCAUUGUUUGUAUGGUUUGUGCGAGAGAUCAGAAGGCAAAUAUCCCCAUCAAGUACAUCAAGUUGGUCAUGGAUCUUGAGAAGGUCCGAAAGUACCCUUGGAGAGUUGCUUCUUUCGACCUUCUAUGCGAGCCAAUAGGUAAAACACGUGACAACCUGAAGGAGAAGACUACGAGUUACGUGUUAGAUGGCUUCUAGGCAUGCGCAUUCGGAUUACCGGUUCGGAUCCGGGUCGGAUAUUUUGGAUUUCGGAUAUUUCGGAACUAGUGAAAAUGGUACCGAUCGGAUAAUUUAAAAUUUCGGAUCGGAUACGGUUCGGUACCUGUCGGAUCCGGUUAUAUCCGGAGUAACCAAAAAAUUAACGGAUCCAGUUAAUAUUUAUAAACUAAAUAUAUAUAUAAAUAUAAACUUUAAAAUACAUAUAUAAACACUAUAUGAUGCGUUGGUGUAGUGUCACGUGAUGUGGUAAGUGCAUGAUGAGAUUCAUAGUUCGAUUCACUACUGAUACAUAUUAAAUUUCAAGUUUAAUUUUUUUUUAAAACACACAGAGUAAAGAUCCCACAUCGGUUAAGUUUAACGAGGAAUAGGGUUGAA
Raphanus sativus (radish) is the source of this 1259-nucleotide messenger RNA. RefSeq lists its product as uncharacterized. The transcript is spliced from 3 exons. The record is from RefSeq and is a predicted model, not a curated record. Bases 246 to 863 code for a protein of 205 amino acids. NCBI's taxonomy places the organism in Eukaryota, Viridiplantae, Streptophyta, Magnoliopsida, Brassicales, Brassicaceae.